Messenger RNA from Astyanax mexicanus (Mexican tetra), 5501 nucleotides. RefSeq names its product PR domain containing 2, with ZNF domain b (gene prdm2b). Gene Ontology annotation, biological process: regulation of transcription by RNA polymerase II. Gene Ontology annotation, cellular component: nucleus. The record is from RefSeq and is a predicted model, not a curated record. NCBI's taxonomy places the organism in Eukaryota, Metazoa, Chordata, Actinopteri, Characiformes, Acestrorhamphidae. Bases 202 to 4959 code for a protein of 1585 amino acids. Gene Ontology annotation, molecular function: sequence-specific DNA binding; DNA-binding transcription factor activity, RNA polymerase II-specific. The transcript is spliced from 4 exons.
ACAAUGGGGAAGCGGACAGCGCAGAGGUAGCUCCGCCGCCGCCGCUCUGCGGGAAGAAAGGAGCAGCAGCUCGGGCUCAGAACUGCCCCCGCGGGCCGGUACAGCAAAAAAAAUACGUUUUUGGAGAAAUCCAGACAGACGGGUUCAGAAGGACUGUCUGAGGACAAGCAAUCAGCUUCACUCAAACCUGCCGUCUCUGAGAUGCGCGACUCAGAAGAAGGGAUAAAUAAGGAGGAAAAAAGACCCUCAGCAGUUUCAGAGCCAACCCAGGAGAUUGAAGCAUCUCAUUCAUCCUCCACAGAGACCAAGAACCCUCAUCCAUCUCAGGCUCUUUCCACAGAGAUGGAGCAGAAGGAGGGCGAGGAAGUAGAUCACAGAGAAACUGAGCUGUCCUGGCCUCAGAAAAGCCCAGAGCACCCUGCUGAGCCGGAGGAGUCGGCCGACAGGAGAGAACAGCCUAACCCUCACUUAAUUCCUGGCAGCCUUGUGAAGGAAAGCUCCGUUAGUCCUUUACGUGAGGCUGAGCGAGCGUCCUCUGUUGUGUCUCCCGAAUUAGAAGCAGAGGGGGAUCCUGACUUUGAGGACGAUGCUCCGGGCGGGACUGGAAACCACCCUUGCCAGCAUUGCGAGCGGCAUUUCUCCACCAAACAAGGUCUGGAGCGCCACGUUCACAUCCACACCAUCGCAAACCACCAGACGCACACGUUCAAGUGCAAAUACUGCACCAAGCCCUUCGGCUCGCAGGUAGGCAGGCGUAGACACGAGAGACGGCACGAAAACAGGAGUAAAACUCUGAAAAGGCCGAGUUCUUCUCUUGCAGGAACAGCUUUUCCCCUGAGUCCCUCCAGGCUUAACGACUCUCCUCCUACCUCCGAUUGUGUAACGUCUCCGAGCCCUACCAUCAUCAUGACUUCUCAGAACGGUCCUCCUCAGCCAGGCUCUGAUACUAAGGAUGCUGGAGCAGACCCUGAACACACCUUCGUCUUAGAUGAAAAUGGGGAAUCAAAGGAAUUGCACCCUUGCAAAUAUUGCAACAAGGCUUUCGGCACGCAUACAAACAUGCGCAGGCAUCAGCGCAGGAUUCACGAACGUCACCUUAUGCCGAAAGGUGUUCGCAGGAAAGGUAUUCUCCUACAGGACAUGCCAUCCCAACAACAUCCAGAGGAAGAAGGUCCGGUCACAGCACAGUCACUCCAGAAGGCGUCGCCAAACGCCAGCCCACCGCCUGUCUACGUACCCAGUGUAGACACAGAGGAUGAGGGCGAACGAGAAGAGGGCAUGGUCAACAUUUCCAAAAACAUCUCCGAGAACCUCAGCCUUUACAUAGAUGGCAAGAUCUUGUCCACAAACACUGUCAGCACCUGUGAAGUGAUCGAGGUCGACUCGAGCACUGCUGCACUGUUCGGAUUAGACACGGUCAUACUGAAUCCCAACCAGAUAAGCCAGGCACUUAAAGUUGAAACGCAACCUUCGCCUGUGAAAGAGGCUUCGGCUACGGUUCCGAAAAGGAGAACUUCCACACCGCCGCUUCUUCCUGCAGUGAAAAUGGAAUCUGAAACUCACCUGCUUUCGUCUGCUGGCACUUCGUCCUGCACUUCCUCUCAAUCGCCUUUAUUAGUUGGCACCGUCCUCCCACAGUCCACAGAGACGUUGGCGUUCCAAAAGGAGAAGACCGUUUAUCUUUCUCCCAAAUUGAAACAGCUCCUGCAGACCCAGGACAGUCAGAAACCAGCUCUUACUCUAAUUGCAGAUAGCCAUAGAUUGACUACUCCACUUUCCGUAACCUCCCUCCCUGCUGCUCAAGGCAGAUUCAAAAGAAGGACCGCUUCCCCUCCGACUCCUGCUCAAAGCAGCUCUUCGCUGAGCCCUGAAAGCUGUUCAAACAUUGAAACGGGGGAUUCAUUUACGCUUAAGGUGCCAAAGGUUGAAAGCCACUGUACGGUCCAGUCCUGGAGUUCACCCAGCAGUGAUCAGAGGGACUCGGUGAGUCCCUGUGGAAAGGACUGGGCUGCUUCCGUAAGUGGAGGCAACUCUUGCAAUCAGCUGCCUCUUGACCUUUCUAGUGCAGUUAGCAAAAAAGACAGCAGGACCUCUAGUAAAGCGUCUGGAGAAUCUGUGCUGGAUUUAAGCCUGCAUCGUAAGGGUGCGGGUGCACCAACAGCUCAACAUGGAAUUUCUUUAGCGCCUCAUGUUAAGAGAAAGAAGCCUAACACCAGCAUGUUGGAGAAAGUUCUUAUGAAUGAGUACGCUGGCCUAAGUGUAGCAGGAGAGGAAGGUUCUACAAGCCUCGACAGUCCAGACGCCGCCAACUCCUCUCCAGGCAGUGAUGCAGGCGUAUCCCCGGCUAGUCCCUCUUCCAAUUCAGAAAACCUUCCUUGUGAAAAUCCUUGUGAAUCUUCGCCUCCUCCUUCCUUGACUCCCGUUACUAUUAAUCCUUCUUCUCCAUCGUCCUCAAGCCUGGCAUCCUCAACGCCUCCUCCUCCAGUUCUGCCAUCUGUCCCUUCACCUCCACCUCUAACUUCUCGCCAAUCUCUGGACUCUUUUCCCAAACUCUCUCCCAAGCCUAUUGACAGUCCCCUAGAGGAGGAAAUGUCCAAAUCCUCGGCAGAAGAAACAAGCCAUGAUCUCAACAUUAAAGACUUCAACCAAACUGCUAAGCAGUUAGACCCCAUGACAUAUGCACUGCCUCAAAGUCCUCAGGGCACAAAAAGACAUUAUAAAGCAGAUUCCUUUUCAAAAUCUGGAACACUACAUAAGGGCUCCCCCAUAAAAACUGCAGAUUAUGCGGUUUCCUCCUGUGAAAAGUAUUCUGACUCUGAAGACAGCCAAAGUAAUUCCUUUGAUGAAAGUUUCCCUCCAGACCUCAACAGCAUUAAAACUGAGGGACGCAAGCAACCUCAAUCCUCUCAUUCUCCUGUACUCUCCACUUCUUCUAAUUCUAAUAAAGAAUCACCCUCUUCUUCUUCUCCUCCUUUUUCUUCUUACAAAGUAGAGGAAGAUUCCCAGUCCUCUACUGCAGGGCCAUCAGCUGAUGAUAUGGUGGUCAAUAAUGAAACUGUUACGAUUGGAAAGGUGGAAAGUGAAAUUGCAGCCAGCACUGAAGAUGUUUCCUCUACUGGAGGAAACGCUGCAGUAAAAACUUUAGACUCUGCAGAGACGGAAACUGAAACAUCAGAGCAGGACACAUUUACCAAGAGCUUUGUGUGCAACGUCUGUGAGCAGCCUUUCCACUCGAUUAAAGAACUCAGCAGCCACAUCAUGCAGCAUGCCGUCGAAUGGCCUUUCAAAUGUGAAUUCUGUGUGCAAUUAUUUCAAAAUUCUUCAGCUCUUCUGGAGCAUCGCUCCUCUCUCCACGGUGUUGGGAAAAUUUACAUUUGCUCUGUCUGUUCAAAAGAGUUUGCUUACCUUUGCAACCUUCAGCAACACCAGAGCGAUCUGCACCCCGGACAGAGCUGUGCUCAUACAUCUGUAGAAAACGGCAAGCUGAGACCGCAGAAUUACACAGAUGCUGCAAAUAUGCAGGCAAUUAUUGAGAGAAAUUCCUUGCAUUCAACCACUGACACAUCUGUGGAUGAUGACCCUCAGGAUUCCUCCGAGGUGUGUAGUGAUAAAGACAUUAAAAAGGAAAACGGUGAUGAUCUAACCGGACAAGAGGAUCCCACAGAAGAGCUGUACACUACAAUAAAAAUAAUGGCCUCAGAGGCCGGAAAGCCUAAAGGCCCAGAUGUGCGUCUCGGCAUUAAUCAACACUACCCCAGCUUUAAGCCUCCACCCUUCCCCUACCACAACCGAACAUCUGCUGCCAACGUAGCAUCUGCAACCAACUUCACCACACACAACAUCCCUCAAACGUUUAGCACGGCCAUCAGGUGCACAAAGUGUGGUAACAGCUUCGACAACAUGCCCGAACUCCACAAACACAUCUUAGCCUGUGCUAAUGCUAGUGAUAAGAGGCGCUACACUCCCAAGAAAAACCCCAUUCCUCUGAAGCAGAUCGUGAAGAAGCCUCAGAAUGGUGUCAUGCUGCUGUCAACUGCUGCAACAGCUGCCGGCGGUCAAAAUGCCUUCCGCAGGAUGGGUCAACCCAAGCGGCUCAACUUCAACCAGGAGAUACCCGCCAAGAUGAAGAUGACCGCCUUGAACAAAAAGAAGAACCAGCUUGUCCAGAAGGCGAUAUCUCAGAAGAACAAGACUGCCGCUGCUGCGUCUGCAAAGAAGGCUUCUGUACAAGUUAAGGAGGAGCAGCAACCAAGCAGCGUCUGCCCGUACUGCAAUCGCGAAUAUACGUACGCUGCCAGCCUUGCGAAGCAUGUCGCAGGCAGCUGUCCUCAGAAACCAGCUGCUAAGAAAAAGCAAAAAACACCAACCCUCAAAGACAAAAAUGUGAAUCUUCGGACUCGAGUCACGGACUCUGAAAUCAAACAAGAACCUGAGGCCAACCAGGUCACGACCGGGCGUCCUCAGGGGAAAUCACGGGCGCGGAACACAGAAACCGUAGAGAUUGAGUUGGCUACACCAGCUAAGGAAGGGAAGGAAAGCAAAGGAAAAGCGGGGACGUCUCAGGCUCGUUCCUCCAAAAGACCUGCAGCCUCUACUGCCUCCAGUAACACAGACAACUCAGCACCCAAAAGCAAGAAGGGCAGAAAGAGUGGCAGCAGCGUUCAGCCCGUAACCCCGCCCUCCUCAUCGCCGCCUGCUGUUGUGAAUGAGCCUGCGGCACGGACAACCACAAAAACUCCACGUGUUACAAAAGAUAAAGAAAAAGGUAAAGAGAAAGAGAAAGACACUGUGGUCCCAAAGAAGGAGACUGAAACCAAAUCGCAGGUCCAGACCAAGAAAGAGGAGCGUUUCUCUAAGAGGACGCCGCGGGAGCGAGUGGGCGGUCCUGUCACCCGCAGUCUGCAGAGUUCCAGCGGGGAGGUGAAGAACGAAGACCAGCAUAAAGAACCUGGGGAUUAAAAGGAAUCCCUGUGGAAGGACUGGAGGUAAAGCGCAGUGGACUGACUGUAGUUAGUGGCUGCAGGAUUUGCUGGCGAGAGAAGUGCUGGUGAACCGGAUCUGGUUGAAUUAUUCGAUUUAUUAGGGUCGAACCAGAUUACCGAUAACGGAACAGGAGCAUGUUCUAAAUGCACUUUUCUAUAAAACGAGACGAGCCUUUUUUUGUUGGACAUGCAACCCCCCCAAAAAACAAUGGAAAAAAAGAGGACUGUAGAUGAUUCUGAUGAUGAUCUAUGUGUCUCUUAAAGUAGAGGUGGGUAAUCUGGUCCAAUUGUGAUUGGGUUCCAUCUACUUGGACAGAACUGGAUCCGGAUCUCCCUCCUCUAAAUCUAAAGUCUAAUAUUAUAUCUAAUAUUUCUUUAUUUACAAUAAAUAAGUAACAGCCCCGUGUUUCCCUUAAGAGUGAUGAGGCUGAUUGUAUUGCAACAGGCAAUCAUACAUCAGUUGUUAACACAACCAACCGUUUUUGGUAUUCCUUACUUAUUUCUUUCUCUCUUUUUUUU